Molecule: messenger RNA, 669 nt
Organism: Nematocida ausubeli
Lineage: Eukaryota; Fungi; Microsporidia
Exons: 1
Coding region: 1-669 (222 amino acids)
Source: RefSeq, a predicted model, not a curated record
AUGGCAUCUUUAGCAUUCAAGUUCAUUCGAAGGAUUGUGAAUGUACUUUCAUUUCUGCUGCUCCUGGAGACUGUAGUUAUUGCUGUGUAUACGUAUUGGUCAAGGACCCUAAGUAGACUGGAGAUGUAUAUAUUUUCAAAUGGAGACGGAGGGUUCAGUUCGGUCACAGGCUAUCUUAUAUGCUUUUCCUUGUUCAUGGCACUCUUAUCAUCUACUGCUGUGAAUAGUAAAAGUAAGUUUACAAUUAAGCUGGCCCUUAUAUUCGGGAUAUUUUAUUUUACGUUCUCCGUUGCAUGCUUUGCAUACAUAAAGUUCUCAUAUUUGACAAAAAUGACAGACGGUGCAUACGACAUGUACAACAGGUCUACGUUUGACUUCUCUUCACUGCUUGCAAUGAUAGGGAAGACGAACAUAAUAAACAACAGACAAGAGCAACUCACAUGUCUCAUGAAUAUUAUAAAUAAUGAGCUCUGGGUGAUCAUGAUUAUGCUGACAUGUUCUUACUCACUGGGUGGUUUUAUAACAAUAUUCAUGAUUAUGGGGGGCAACUGCAAGAUAAGAAAGCCAAAGACAAAGCCAGCAGAAGAAGAAGCAGAAGUAAUUGUGCAGCAGGUAGGUUUCUCAGGGGGAUCACUCCGGAAGGCAUCGCAUAAAUCCUCUAUGAUGUAA